AUGACAUUAAAACAAAAAGUAAAAGAAAUGCUAUCUGUAUGGGCAGUUGUGCUGGCAUAUCUACACAUAGUCAGAUGCGAUAUAGUUGGGCAUGAUAUCUAUGGAGUACAUCAAUAUUGGUUUAUGAAGGAAAUAUGCAUAGAAAAAAGAGUUGACAUACGCAGACGUUUUUGUAAAUAUGUAGAGAUUUUGAAGCCUGAAGAACUGAAAGAAAAAAACGAUAUAUCUAGCUCGGUGAGUAGAAAGAUAGAGGAAGGAAAGAAAGUUUAUACGAUGAUAGAAAAUAUGUGGAAAGAAUUUGAAGAAAAGGAAGAACAGAUAUCAAACAUAAUAGAAAAUAAGAUACAAGAUUUCCAAGAAGGGAUAGACAAUAAGUCAACUUGCUGUGAGUAUGAACAACUCGAAUCUAUGCAUGUAGAUAAAAAAACAGAGGCCAAAUUGAACCUACUAUUUUAUCCUGCAUAUAAGCUUAGUCUGUUACUGGUCGAUCAGAUACACAUAUUUGACUCGUAUAUGCUAGCGGUGCUAGAAGAGUAUAGCAAAAAGAGAAGUAAAGACAGUAACUUGAGCGAGCUAACACUGUUCAGGCUGGCAAAGAACAAAAAAGUAGUGGCUGCUGAACUAAUAUACUAUCUCUAUAAUUUAGACAUGACUAAGAAAUAUUAUGAUCUAAAAAAUGUACUAAACCAUAUAGGUUUUGAUAUACUAAAUCAUAUUGUGUGGGAAACUAUAGAUUCAUUUACUGAUGCAAUAGAAAAGGAUGUAGCAGAAAAUAACCUCACUCCAUUAGCAUCAGCUGAUAAACAGCUUCAGUUGCUAUUGAAUGAGGAUAAACAUGCAUGCAUAAUAAAUGAAGAAACAAUGAGCAUGUAUUUAGAUCUGAUAGACCCUGAUAUCUCAGAUGAAGAAAAGAUAGAAAAGUACAAGGAUAUUACGUUUAUGCAGGUUUUAAGUGCUAUAAUGAUAGAGUACUUGGUGGCUGGAAGUCUUCUAGACUUUAAAUCGAAUAAAGUGUUUUCUGUCUUGGGGAAAAUAAUAGAAAAUAUAUUUGAAAUUGAAAUCGAAAAUAAAGAAAGAAGAAUUAAAACUAUACAAAUAGAAAGAGCAAGAUAUAAACAGGAUAGAAUACUUGAUACUCUAAGUUGUCUAUGGUUUAAUUCAGACUUGCCAAUUUUCAAUGCUUUGGCAUUAGUUCAUUAUCAAGGAUUCCGUAAGAUAAAUAAUCUUCCAGAUAAUAUACUCUUUCGAAUGCAAUGUGUUUUCGAAUACUUCAGAUGGGUAUUAUAUAUACUAAAUAAUAAUCCAAAAGAACAGGGCAAAGCUGAUAAGGAGCUAGUCAAAGAAAUGCAUUUUGAUGCAUUUUACAUAUGCCCAAUAUGGUAUAUAUGCAGGCGUUAUGGAAACACCAGCUCUCUAAUUACACUACCUCCUACGCCCAAUAAAGCUCAAUUUUUGGAGAUGCAUGGGAAUAGGUGUGUACUUAGACCAUACGUGAUAAACAAAGAAAAUGCCAAUAGUGCAGAACAGCUUGCCAAUAUUAGAACUUGUAUUAAUCUGUGGCUAAAAAAGCUUAUUAGCUUUGAAAUUAUCCACAGAGAAGAAGAUGGCGAGGAGUAUCAAAAUAUGGCCCGUGAUUUUUUUGAGUAUUUGAAAAAAUCAUCGCAUGUGCUGCACUCAGUAAAAAUAACAGAAACAAAAAUAGAAGGGGAAGGAGAGGAAUCAUCUCAAUCUAAAGUUUCUGAGGUUCGUAAAAAGAAAUCUUUUGAUAGAUGGCUAAAGUAA
This is a messenger RNA of Nematocida minor, 1782 nucleotides long. RefSeq lists its product as uncharacterized. The transcript has a single exon. The record is from RefSeq and is a predicted model, not a curated record. NCBI's taxonomy places the organism in Eukaryota, Fungi, Microsporidia. The coding region runs from base 1 to 1782 and encodes 593 amino acids.